Molecule: messenger RNA, 1739 nt
Organism: Marchantia polymorpha subsp. ruderalis
Lineage: Eukaryota; Viridiplantae; Streptophyta; Marchantiopsida; Marchantiales; Marchantiaceae
Source: the annotation of a GenBank genome assembly
UUUGAUGUUCCAAUUUCAUUCACGUGGAAGCCGAUUGUAGGGUCACCUGAGGACGUUACCAUAUUCGACGUUUGUUUCUAGGCCUCCGAGUAAGUGACGUCCAAUCUAGCAUAAGCAGGUGGGGUCUCGAGACUCAUGUCUGGAUCCUGUUGUGGUUCUCCAUGUCUGAUGUGACGACCGAAAGAUGCAAGACGCUCGCAAGUAAAACCAGAGCUGGAUUCCAGAUGAUGAACGCCCACCGAACCGUGUGUGGACAUGGCGAUUAGGAAGGGGAUGAGGGUAGGAGAAGGGCGCAUAUUCUGGAAUCUUUCUCUACGCCUCCACUAACUGAUUACAAUUAAGACGAAAAGUUACCUUUUGAUUCCGCUCAGUGGCGUCUUAGCAGUGGGAAGUGACCACCAAACCACCCAAGACAUGAAAACAGAAAGCGGUGAGGCCGGGUAAGAGUCCUCUAAGAAUCUGCUCAGUGAUGAAUCUGAUGGUGCCUGUGGAGCGUGUCUGCUGCUACUGCUAGCAUGACAACAUCUGUUCGAUUUCGACAAACUUCAACGAGGAUCCAGAUUUGGCGACCAUGACGAGAAUAGUCACCGAAAGUGCUCCCUUCGAAGUUCCCGACCCCUAAAGUGAGUCGGUUCCUACUCACUUGCUAGCGGUGCCAUUCAGAGGGACUGAAUUCAGCCCAGCCCAGUAAAGCCCAUCCCACACCCCCAGGAGGAAACAGAAACCCUAAGGCCAAUAACGAUGACAACGUGAAUUAUGGACCUGCGGGAGGAAAACGACUUGCCUCGACUUUGACUGACUUUAUUCCCCUGUGGAGAAAUGGUUGACAAAUAUCUAUCCAUACGGGAAGGAAGAUCCCUCGGAACAAUGCAUAUUCUAUUGACCGCUCGAAAAGUAAGCCGUUGAGACUCAGAAAGUAGAGGGAUUCGACCUCCAUGCAAGUUGCACUGGAUUCUCUUAGAGGCCUUUCGAUCCAUCGACCUGCAGGCUACAACCCUACGAGCAUGCCGAUCGUGAGGUGACUUUAUUCUUGAACUUCUGAACAGAGUUGACGAACAGUUUCAUGGAUGGACGCGAGUCUACUCAUAAACAAUUCAGAAUAUGAUGGUUAGCGACAAGUUGGCGCCGCAUUUCAUGAAUCUGAACAUCAUGUGUCUUUUUUCUUUAAUUUUUAUUCCACCAUAAAAUAUUGCGCGCGAAAAAACUGUUUCUGUCAUUCUUUCAGCCUCACUCCAUCACCAGACUGAAAAGAGAUUGCAGCAGUCCAACACAAAUGCAGCACGGAAGGAAAAGCGGACACUGGGGGAGGAAUGCAAGGAAUGGAACCUUUUGGGGGCGUAACUCUCCGCAGGAGCACUGUGCGACUACACCAGGCUAGGGUUCGAAUGAAGGGUUGGUCGUCGUCGUGCAGAAGCCUUAUCAGCGCCUUUUGUGAUCAAAUCGACCAUAAAAUACUUCAAGUACAUAUUUCGGGCAUUGUGUGCAUAAAUGCAAAUUAUCUCAAAAGGUGGAACAAUACAACUGCCUUGAUGAUGAUGACCGCACCUGAGUCUGAAAACCCUAAAUCCAGUCUGUGUACAUUAAAGCAAGUCGAACUUAGAGAGUUCGGGAAUUUGGGAGCUGCACUGUUUGCAACUUCGCAACUGCUGUGGAGUUUUUCCAACAUAAACCUCAUUGAUUUCGGUGUAAAUGAUCACCUGCUCAUCGUCAUUCCUGUGUACCGUAUUCCGUGGAAAUGA